AUGGCUAGUUCUCAGGGCCAGCAUCAGUUUGGUCACUUUGAUUUAGAAAUGGAGUUUGAUGAAUUCUCUUUUAAUGAAGAAGAUUUCGACUUUGCGACAAUCGAUUUUGAACAUUUAGAUAUGUUGUGUAGUAGUAAACUUGAAAAUAUCACAGAAAACCUUAGUAUUCCUGCAUUAUCUGAUCUCCCCAAACCUGAGACUCCUGCAACCCCUCUCAACAUGCUCAAGCCCAAUAGAUUCAAAGAAACUACAGAUGAAGAAGUGAACAAAAUUUUUGAAGCUCGCCAAACUGCAGGAACCAAGAAAAACACUAACUGGGCGUGUAAAAUGUUUCAAGACUGGGGCAUUGAGAGAAGAGGGGAACCUGUAGAUUUACAAACAAUCUCACCAAAUCAACUCAAUAGUCUCCUCGAGAAAUUCUACUGUGAGGCAAGGCCCUUAAAAAAUGGGGAACUUUAUCAUAAAAAUACUUUGAAAAACUUAAGAGGAGCUAUAAACCGAAAACUGGCAGACCUAAAGAGAAACAUAGACAUUGUUAAAGACAAAGAUUUUAAAACAUCUAAUGGAGUUCUACAUGGUUUGUUGAAAGAGCGUGUUAGGGAGUGCACCUCAAAAUCUACACAGCACAAGGAUCUCAUUGAAAAAUGUGAUAUGGAGAAAAUAAUUACUUACUUCAAGGAUGCGCAGCUUAACCUCAUCAUUCUCCGACAAUGUGUUUACUUCCAUAUUGCAAUCCACUUCAUUUCUAGGUGCCAAGAAUUUCAUCACCAACUGAAAUUGGAUUCAUUCUCUUUUCAUACUGAUGAAACAGGUACAUAUGUUACACUUAACCAUGAAAUACAACAAAAAAAUCACCAAGGUGGUUUGGGAAAUGUGGAAAUGAACACUGAUAAACGAAUGUAUGCUACAAAUGCAGAUUCUUGCCCUGUAAAAAUGCUUCAACUACUAAUUGAAAAAACGGAUGAAUCUGCCUCGUCUCUGUUCAACAAAUACAAGUCAGAGUCAGUUUCUCUACCAAGAAGUACAACAAAAUGGUACAUGGAUGCCCCCCUUUCCAAACGAACAUUUUCAAACUUUAUGAAAGAUAUCAGCAAGGCGGCUUGCCUUUCACGUAUAUAUAAAGGACAUUGUUUAAGGGCGACUGCCAUCCAACAUCUCAAUGAUGAAGGCUACGAAGCUAGACACAUAAUGUAUAUGUCAGACCACAAAAAUGAAGGUUCCUUAAGAUCUUAUAACAGAAAAAUUUCAUCGACACAGAAAAAAAAUCUUAGCUGCACUUUGUCAAAAAUAAUGAACCCUACAACAAAUGAACAUGAUGAACAAAUCGGUACCUCAAAAUUAGAAUUUCCUCUGCCACUUGCAAAUGAUGGAACUAUGGUACCUGCUUCAACAACCUCUCUAACCGGUCUCUCAUCACAAUCUGUUCACAACCUUGCUUUGAAUAGCAAAUCUUCGACCCGCACCUCUGCACUUGUUCAGAAUUCGUCCUUCAUGAAUUGUGAGAUCCAUUUCCAUCACCACCAUGACCACGCUGUACAGGAGCCAAAUAACACAACCUAA
Messenger RNA from Saccostrea echinata, 1560 nucleotides. RefSeq lists its product as uncharacterized. NCBI's taxonomy places the organism in Eukaryota, Metazoa, Mollusca, Bivalvia, Ostreida, Ostreidae. Gene Ontology annotation, molecular function: DNA binding. The record is from RefSeq and is a predicted model, not a curated record. Gene Ontology annotation, biological process: DNA recombination; DNA integration. The transcript has 2 exons. Bases 1 to 1560 code for a protein of 519 amino acids.